CAGUAAAGAGAAUGUAAUGGCGGAUGACACAAGGCAUUUCACGGAUAUCAAAGAUAUUCGGCCCGGCAUAAAAAACUUAAACUGUUUAUUCAUAGUUUUGGAAGUUGGUAAGCUUCCCCUAUCCUUUCACUCGCUCCCUGUUUUUUCGGAUGACAAAUUCACGGUCAAUUAUCCGGCUGUUUCUUUUAGGCAAAGGCACCAAAACUAAAGAUGACCAUGUUGUUCGGGCAUGUCGAGUGGCCGACAAAACCGGUUCUAUUACGGUGUCUGUUUGGGAUGAAGUCGGAGAAAUCCUUCAACCAGGAGAUAUCAUUAAGUUUGUUCGAGGGUAAGGACGGAUACUUUCCUCGUCUUUUUUGAGGCUACGUUUUUGAUCGCGGAAUGUCUUGAAAUUCCUUGAGGUUUCAAAUUUCCUUGUCGCAUUUUUUUAAGUAGAAUUCCGGGGGGAGGUGUUCGCGCUGCCCGGGCCAUCACUUGGAAAGAGAACCGAGACAAUCCCGGUGGAGAAAUUCGAGCUGAAAAGCUUGUAUGCACUCCAAACCGUUCACUAAAAAUCCAAGACACAUCUCAAUCAAAAACGUUCUGAGAAGUAAAUUUGUAGUGGUUGGAAUUCUUUUAGGGGAGGGGAGGGUUGCUAGAAGUUAGGCUUUAUGGUCCGUUUCUUGGUAGAUUGUGGUGCUCUUUGCACCGAAUUUGCAGUCCCUUUUGUAUGCAUGAACUGCAAAUUCAAGGUUUUGAUAUUUACAUGACAGUGGUUUGUAUCAGGAGAGUUUGCCAAAAUUUCUUCUGGUUCUGGGGGAGGGGAAAGGGGGGUUUUCAUUGAUCUCAUCUCAGGCUUCUUCUCUCUUCCUUUAAUUUAUAAGCCUGAAGCAGUUGAUGAGAACCUAAGUGCCUCUACAUUAUUGUAGUCACCAAAUAAGGGAAGAAAUGAGUUCACUUACCGCAGCAUCCUUUUUCGUAUCUUUACCUGUACAAGUAUUUCAUAGCCUGUAUUAAGCUACCAUUUGGCCAUUAUUUACCCCGAUGAUGACCGCUAUCUAUCUGGGAAUACUGUUUCUCAGACCCAUUCUGGUCUGAUCCAGAUUUUUUGGAUGUCUCCUUCCAAUCGUGGUCAAUAGUUUUUUUAUAAACUACUUUUUUAUAAUAUGACUAGCAUUCAACAAGGCCAGAGUCGCCAUGGCCAGACAAUAAAGGCCGUCUUUGUCUUUAGAGUUUUCAACUGUAUCCAACAAUGAUUUUUAAUUCAAAAGCAGUUUUUGUUGUAGUGGCCUUUGAAUGUCACUGUUAUGCCAAACUUUUCCCUGCUAAACAUAAUUUUGAUUAUCUCUAUUUUCUUUAGACUGAAAAGUUCUUUCCACGAUAACUGUUGCAUGUGUGUAAAACAUCCACUGUUCAAUGUUACAGAUCACAUGUAACAAUUUUUUUUUAUACUCUUUCAGGUACUCUCAGUUAUGGAAAGGAAGCCUGACUCUUUACACUGGACGAGUGGGACAUAUGGAAAAAGUUGGAGAGUAAGUGUCAUAGUUAUUGAUAUGUUAAUGCAGUAAACAGAAAAAAUGAAUAAUUAACAAUAAACUUGAUAGAGAGGUUUAUUAUUAUUUUGUAAAAGGUCAUAUUGACCACACCUUCUCUAAUUGUUUUUACCCAAAUUUAAUUAUUUAUUUAUUGUUGUUUAAAUGAUUUAGUUGUUUUAAAAUUUUUUUGAAACUCAUUUCUAGCUUUUGUAUGGUGUUUUGCGAAUUGCCAAAUAUGAGUGAUCCCAAUGCAGAAUUUCUUCAACAAUAUAAACAGGUAAUAAUUACAGUAAUAAUCAUAACCAUGACAAAAUUCUUAAAUCUGAUUGUCUAUCAACUUUCCUGAUUUCAGUACUUAUAGGACAGUGUAAUAGGACAGUAAUAAUGCGUCAUGCCUGUAAUUGGACAGUACAUGUCAUUGCAUGCAUGCACACGCAUAAAUGGCUUUUUUUUCACUGCUAGCAAAAAAAUUUCCAGCCAUUUCUAAGGGCUUAAAUUUAAAACUUUUACAGGGGAGCAUGCCCCCGGACCCCCCUAGUUUACUCAUGCCGACGUAUUUGAAGUGCGCAACUCAGUCUCAGACAGCUAAAGCUCCCCCCCCUUAGAAGCUUGUCCCUUCGGUCUCAUUUGGUCCGUCUCCUCCUUGAUCACACCUACCCGUGAAAAAACUUGUCUACCGGGCUGAACCCCUUUAUAUAUUAAAUAGCUCUGAAGAAAUUAAACUAGUUCUUAAUUGUUUACAUUUUGUGCUACCUGAAUUUCUUUUGCAGAAUCUUCAACAAAAUGAAAUAAGAAACUCGCCAAAUUCAUCUACAACACCGUCAACAACAGCAUCGUUAAUGCAGAGGAAUCAAAAUCACACCCUGGACCAUUUACCAGCAAUGAGCAACUCAAAUAACCAUCAUGUGACCAAUUCCAUGUCUCAUAGAUUUCACCCUUACAGUAGACCAGAUGGAACAAACUCUCAAGCAAAUGUAACAUCCAAGGUUGAUGCUUCACGUGAUCCAAGGUUAAAAAUGCGCGGCAGCAAUGGUAUUGGAAAUAACAAUGGGAAUAAUGCUGGAUUUGUCUUAGCAUCAUCACAUAACAGUAAUGGAACUCAUAAUACUGAACUUCCAGCGCGUAAUGUUAUAAACAGUAGUCGUGAUCCUCGGACUCGUAGAUAGUAUACUAGAUAGACUUUGUAUUUUUUUUUUUGUACAGCAUUAGGGUAGCAAAUUAAAUAAAGUUAAAAGAUGUUUGUUGAGCUAUAAAACACCUAAGGAU
Messenger RNA from Porites lobata, 2780 nucleotides. The record is from the annotation of a GenBank genome assembly. NCBI's taxonomy places the organism in Eukaryota, Metazoa, Cnidaria, Anthozoa, Scleractinia, Poritidae.